CAAGAAACUUAUUCAAAACUUUAGUAGAAUGCUUGAGGCGAAAGAAGAGGCGAGAUCACAACCCUUAAAGGUCGCUGCGACAUGGAUACAGUAACCAUGACUGAAUUGAAGCAAGUUUUGAAGGAGCAAGAAGAUCACAUCGACCAGUUAGAGGCGUGUAAUGGCGAUCUAAGGCUUGGCCGCGAUCAUGUCGAAAAGCGUUUGAAGGGCGUUCGCGAAGAACUCGAGGAAGCACAGAAAAAUCUCCAGGGACUUGAAAAUGAGAUAGCUCAUAAUGCUGAUGUCUUGAAGGAGAAAAAGGAAAUGUUGGAUGUGCACAAGAAACUUAUUCAAAACUUUAGUAGAAUGCUUGAGGCGAAAGAAGAGGCGAGAUCACAACCCUUAAAGGUCGCUGCGACAUGGAUACAGUAACCAUGACUGAAUUGAAGCAAGUUUUGAAGGAGCAAGAAGAUCACAUCGACCAGUUAGAGGCGUGUAAUGGCGAUCUAAGGCUUGGCCGCGAUCAUGUCGAAAAGCGUUUGAAGGGCGUUCGCGAAGAACUCGAGG
Molecule: messenger RNA, 546 nt
Organism: Xenia sp. Carnegie-2017
Lineage: Eukaryota; Metazoa; Cnidaria; Anthozoa; Malacalcyonacea; Xeniidae
Exons: 3
Coding region: 82-411 (109 amino acids)
Source: RefSeq, a predicted model, not a curated record